Poecilia latipinna (sailfin molly) is the source of this 3306-nucleotide messenger RNA. RefSeq lists its product as uncharacterized. The transcript is spliced from 8 exons. NCBI's taxonomy places the organism in Eukaryota, Metazoa, Chordata, Actinopteri, Cyprinodontiformes, Poeciliidae. Bases 86 to 1117 code for a protein of 343 amino acids. The record is from RefSeq and is a predicted model, not a curated record. Gene Ontology annotation, biological process: response to bacterium.
AAGACCUGAGACUAAACCUUCACUUAGAGAGGAAGGAUUCGUCAGUGCUAGACUAUUGUUUUUUUGUUUGUUUUUUGGUGCCACAAUGACCAAAAGACUGUCUGCUCUGGUUGUUCUCACUAUAGCUUCUCUGACUCAAACUAAUGAGGUUCCUCAUCAGAUCCCUUUGAAAGUGGUUGAUGUUGGUGGGAAUGUUACUCUGCAUUGUCCACGUUCAAACGAGGCAGGCGACUUCUUCUACUGGCACCGACAGCCGCUUGGACAUAUGCUCCAGAUAGUUGUUUCAUUAGUUUUAGGCAAAGAGAAAUUCAGUGAACAAUUUAACAAUAAUCGCUUUAAAUUUACACCAGGAGAUUCUCAGUACUCUCUUACUAUUAAGGAUAUCAUUAAAGAGGAUGAAGCAACAUAUUUCUGUCAAAGUGGGACUGCUUAUUUUCAGAGCUUUUCUACAGGAAUCUACUUGGCAGUAAACGAUUGUAAAAGUCGAACAGUGACUCAUGUCAGACAAACUCCAGAAUCAACAUCAGUCAAGGAGGGAGACACAGCUAAUCUCCACUGUUCUCUUCUCUCCAGCAGUAGAGAAAACACCAGUGAUAAUCUGUCUGAUUACCAUGUGUACUGGUUCAGAACUGGAUUUGGAGAAUCCCGUCUGAGCUUUAUUUACACUCAGAAGAACAGUGAUAGUAAUAGUAGCCGUGUCUUCCAGCUGUCCAAAACUAUACAGAACUCCUCAGAUACUGGAAUAUAUUACUGUGCUGUGGUCACAUGUGGAAAGAUCCUGUUUGGAGAAGGAACCAAAGUAGAGAUGAGUUCAAAAUUCAAUCCACCUGUUAUUGUACUUAGUGUGCUGUUGGCGUGCUGUGUGACGCUAAUUAUUUCUCUUAUUGUCUACAUAAAACAAAAACGUUUUGGAUAUUUUAAAGGCUCGUCUGGACAACAGAAGACAUUGGGAAACCAACCAAGUGACACAGAUGCUCGUGGAGAUGAAGCCAAUUAUGUAGCUCUUAAUUUUGCCACAAGGAAGACUAAAGGCGUGAAGAAGAGAACAGAAUCACCACCAGAGUGUGUGUACUCAGCUGUGAGAGGAGGUCGUCCCACACUGCGUGAAACGUCUUAGAGCAGGACCUGUGUGUGUGUAGAGCUUGGACACAACAUGCUUACAUGACUGACAACAAAUUAAUAUUGUGCAUUUGUUGGUUUUGAAGCGCUGCAGAUUUUACUACUAAAAUGUUGCAAACCAUGCUUUCUGCAAACUUUUUCUCAUAGAAUUGGAUGAUGGCAUAAAAAAACAACUGUUGUAUAAAAAUUGUUGACAAAAAGAUUUAACAUUGUUCAAUAGUGCACUGUGAAAACAUUGCAUGUUUCUAUCAACAAUAAAGUAUUUCCCAGGCAACCUGCAACAACCUUAUUACAUCAUCCAUCCAUCCAUCCAUCCAUCCACCCCCAGGAGGGUCUCCAUGUGACAUUAGACGUCUUUAUGAUAUUUGAGUUAUUCUCUAAUUAUACUAUAUGAUACUACCCAGUGACCAACCCUCAGGAUUUCUCCAUGUUCACUCGUAUGUUUUGAGAUGAACCCGGUGGUCCAUUUCCUUUGCUCUUCUUCCCCAACUCUGUCGCCAAGCCCUUCAUUGAGCUGCGUAUUUGGAAGAACCCUUCAAACACAAAACAUAGCUCCUGGCCAAGUAAACCUUUUCCCUUUUCACUAUCUGCUCAACCCCAUUCCUCUGCCAACAACUCAAAUGAAAUAGAAGUUUUCAGGUUUUUCUCAAGUCUGAACCCAACAAUUCCAUGAUGAAUCUUUACCUGAACCUCUUUAAUCUUUGGUUAAACUUUAUAUUGAUCUUAAGAAUUUACCAGUUUCACUUUCAGUGUUCAAUGUAAGGAUAAAUCAAUCUUCUUUUCAGUAUCAAUUAAUCUAAAUACUACAUGCUAUCACUUUACAAUUUAACAACUCAUCUUUCAGUUUUAUUUAGACAGAAAAUCACAUUGUGUUGAGAAACUGUAACAGUUAAAAACUAAACCUGCACAUAAAAUCAUUAUCAACCACCAUAUUCAAUUGGUAUUUGAAUAAAGAGCAUUAUAACGCUGAUCAUUAAGGGAUGUUUGAGAAACCCAGGUAGGCUGUAACAAAAUGUAGACAUUGUAUCAGAGGGACAUUAGAGGGAGUGCACACUCUACUUUUCAGCCAAUCACAACAAUUUUCACUCUACAGACUUUGAAGAUAUUGUGAGUAAACCGUCAUUUGGGUAGCAAGGUGUCAGUUCUGCAAAAUGCAUUUUGCCACAAUGAUUAGAAAACUGUCUGCUUUGAUUCUUCUGACUGCAGCAUGUAAGUAUACAGCCUUACAUAAAAUAGUUCAAUAAAUUAAACUAUUAAUAGUAGAGUAGAGUGUCUCAUUACUAAUUUAAAAAAUUCUCUGUUUUUAGCUCUGACUCAAACUAUUGAGGUUCCUCAUCAGAUCCCUUUGAAAGUGGUUGAUGUUGGUGGGAAUGUUACUCUGCAUUGUCCACGUUCAAACGAGGCAGGCGACUUCUUCUACUGGCACCGACAGCCGCUUGGACAUAUGCUCCAGAUAGUUGUUUCAUUAGUUUUAGGCAAAGAGAAAUUCAGUGAACAAUUUAACAACAAUCGCUUUAAAUUUACACCAGGAGAUUCUCAGUACUCUCUUACUAUCAAGGAUAUCAUUAAAGAGGAUGAAGCAACAUAUUUCUGUCAAAGUGGGACUGCUUAUUUUCAGAGCUUUUCUACAGGAAUCUACUUGGCCGUAAAUGAUUGCAAAAGUCGAUCAGUGACUCAUGUCAGACAAACUCCAGAAUCAACAUCAGUCCAGGAGGGAGACACAGCUAAUCUCCACUGUUCUCUUCUCUCCAGCAGUAGAGAAAACACCAGUGAUAAUCUGUCUGAUUACCAUGUGUACUGGUUCAGAACUGGAUUUGGAGAAUCCCAUCUGAGCUUUAUUUACACUCAGAAGAACAGUGAUAGUAAUAGUAGCCGUGUCUUCCAGCUGUCCAAAACUAUACAGACGUCAUCAGAUACUGGAAUAUAUUACUGCGCUGUGGUCACCUGUGGAAAGAUCCUGUUUGGAGAAGGAACCAAAGUAGAGACAAGUAAACGUGUGGAACCUGUUCUCAUUGUCUUGGGUGUGCUGUUGGGUAUUUGUGUGAUUGUGAUUUCAAUUCUUAUAUUCUCCAGAGAUUAAAGGUAAGAUUGUUCUGUUAUUUAUAAACAGUUUUUAGUUUAUUACAAAACCUUUAAUUUAUGCUGGUAGAAUAUCACAAAACAUCUGCUGAAUUCUUUAAGAAUUAG